Messenger RNA from Alnus glutinosa, 1238 nucleotides. RefSeq names its product annexin D5-like. Bases 84 to 1031 code for a protein of 315 amino acids. Gene Ontology annotation, molecular function: calcium ion binding; calcium-dependent phospholipid binding. Lineage: Eukaryota; Viridiplantae; Streptophyta; Magnoliopsida; Fagales; Betulaceae. The record is from RefSeq and is a predicted model, not a curated record. Gene Ontology annotation, cellular component: cytoplasm. The transcript is spliced from 6 exons.
GGGAGGUUCCUCUGCUGUACACGCAAUUCAAAUGUACAAGUGCUCUGUCUCUGUUUCUUCGCAAAGACCCAGAACAAGAGAAAAUGUCGACGCUGAGCUUUCCUCCGGUUCCCACUUCCCCAAGGGACGAUGCUGUAGCACUUUACCGCGCAUUCAAGGGGUUAGGGUGCGAUACUGCAGCAGUGGUCAGCAUUCUUGCCCAUCGGGAUGCAACACAGCGUGCUCUCAUCCAACAAGAAUAUAGAACAAUGUAUUCUGAUGACCUUAUUAAACGCUUGACUUCAGAGCUUCAUGGAAAACUAGAGACAGCAGUUCUGCUCUGGAUGCAUGAUCCAGCAGGACGAGAUGCAAUAAUUCCCAGGCAGGCAUUAACAGGGACAAAGAAUUUAGAAGCUGCCACUGAAGUAUUAUGUUCUCGUACCCCAUCUCAGAUACAAAGUUUUAAACAAAUAUAUCAUUCAAAAUUUGGAGUUCCCCUUGAACAUGACAUUGAAAGAAACACCUCUGGAGAUCAUAAAAUGCUCUUGCUUGCAUAUGUAAGCACACCUCGUUAUGAAGGUCUGGAAGUUGACAGAGCGAUGACUGAGAAAGAUGCAAAGUCUCUUUUUAAAGCAGGGGAGAAGAAAUUGGGAACUGAUGAGAAGACCUUUAUCCGCAUAUUCAGUGAGCGAAGCAGGGCGCAAUUGGCUGCUAUUACUUCUGCUUACCAUCACAUGUAUGGAAGUUCACUGAAAAAGGCAGUGAAGAGUGAAACAUCGGGUAAUUUUGAAUAUGCUCUCUUGACAAUUUUACGCUGUGCAGAGAAUCCUGCAAAGUACUUUGCAAAGGUGUUGCAUAAAGCUAUGAUGGGUGCAGGAACUAAUGACACCACCCUUAUAAGGGUAAUUGUGACCAGGACUGAGAUCGAUAUGCAGUAUAUAAAAGGUGAAUACCUGAAGAAAUACAGGAAGGCAUUGAAUGAUGAAGUCCACUCAGAAACAUCAGGUCAUUACAGGACUUUUCUUCUUUCCCUUAUAGGUCCCAACCAUUAGCCAAAAGAAAGAGGUUGGCUGUUUUUUACAUGAUGUGAUUUUGAACUCUAUCAAGUUGUAAUGUCUCAAUUGUGUCUGGAUUUAAUCUUCCUGAAGUGUGUAAUAUUGUGCUGAAUGCUAUAUUGAUGCCCAGCAGGUGGAUGUGGCAGCAAUAGCCUGGGGACAAGUUUUCUUUGUGUGCAAGAAAAUUGUGUUUUAUUUUCUUUA